Molecule: messenger RNA, 4645 nt
Organism: Menidia menidia (Atlantic silverside)
Lineage: Eukaryota; Metazoa; Chordata; Actinopteri; Atheriniformes; Atherinopsidae
Source: the annotation of a GenBank genome assembly
CAGGAAGUAGGUCGUUUGUUGUAUAGGUCGGCACGGAACUUGUUCUGGGGGUUUUAAAUCCGGUCAAACAUCAGCGAUUUCUUCAAAAGAAAAAUACAGCCUUUUUCCAAUUAAUUAUAGUUGUCUGUGAGGUAACCGGGCGCCAACAUGCCACCUAAAAAACGCAACUCCGGGACGACACAGAGCAAAGAAGUGAAGCCCAGUACUGACAGUCCCUCUCUAGAAAAGAGUCCAGAGUUAUCUGUGAAAAAACACAGAGACAAGGAUGCUGAGUUUGUGACUCUUUGCAAGAGCCUUCGUGUGACUGACCUGGUCUGUGAGCGUUCCUGGGUGCUUUGGAAAACUGUUCAGGAAUCCAUGGAUGAAGUUAUUGACAGUCAGAAGAGGCUUUGGGGUGCUUGUCUGUUCGUUACUGUAACAGACUUGGAUGUUGCCUGUUUCACCUUGACCCAAGUUCUGAAAGCAGUCAGUAUGAACAUAAAACAGUUUUUAGAUUUGGUGAAAAAGAUGGAUGUGAACUUGGAUACCAUAAGCAGUAAGGUGAAUUCAGCCCUGACACGACUGGAGAAGAAGUACGAUGUGAUGCUGGCUCUUUACCAGAGGUUUGAAAAAACAUGCAAGAAAAUAUUUGCUUUGACUCCUGAGGGCACGGAGAGGGAGACGAUGAAGACCUGCUGGACAAUGUUUCUGCUGGCAAAAGGAAGGACCCUGCAGAUGGAAGAUGACCUGGUCAUUUCAUUCCAGUUGUUGCUCUGUACGCUGGAGUUAUUCAUCAAACGCUGUUCUCCAGGCCUUCUUCAGCCCCUUUAUAAAUCGGCCAUCAGCAAGGUUCAGAGCCCCCCAACACGAACAUCUCGUCGAAACCAGAGCAAAGCCAAAUCCAAACCUGCUGAACCAGAGGUUGAUGUGCAACUUCUAGAAACCUUGUGCAAAGAAAAUGAAUGCAAUGCAGACGAGGUAAAAAAUGUUUACCAAACCAGUUUCUGUGCUUUCCUGGAGUCUCUGGAUCUUUCAAGAUCUCCAGAUUUUCUCCAGGGGACUGAUGUGAAUCAACAGUAUGAAGAGCACUACCUCAAGAGCAGAGACAUUGACGGAAGGCUGUUUUUUGAUGGGGAUGAGACUGUUCUUGCAGCUAAAGAUGAAAUAUCUCAGGUGGAGAGAACACCCAAGAAGAGCCAGCCAGAUGAGGAUGGGGUAAUCAUCCCGCCCCAGACUCCAAUCAGAGCUGCCAUGACCUCCAUAAGAUUGCUGAGGGGUGAUCUACCUUCCACUGGAGAUAGGCCAUCCAUUAACCUGGUCACAUAUUUCAAAAACUGCACUGUGGACCCCACGCAGGAUGUGCAGAAGCGUUUGGAGAGACUCGGACUGGCGUUCAGUCAGAAGUUUGGUGAGGCUGUUGGGCCGCGCUGUGUUGUGUACGGCAGGCAGAGAUUCGCCCUUGGUGUCAGACUGUAUUACAAGGUCAUGGAGGCAAUGCUGAAAUCGGAAGAGAAACGGCUGUCUGUGCAGAAUUUCAGUAAACUUCUCAAUGACUCUACAUUCCACACAUCCCUACUGGCCUGUGCUUUGGAGGUCGUCAUGGCGACAUAUGAAGAGAGCAGCUUCAAAAAUGGGGGGUGCAACCACGGCGGAGACAACCCAGCUGAAACAGAUGUGUGUUUCCCCUGGAUACUGAAUGUUUUCAACCUCACUGCCUUUGACUUCUACAAAGUAAUUGAGAGCUUCAUCAAGGCCGAACCCACCCUGAGCAAAGAUAUCAUCAAACAUCUGGAGACCUGCGAGAACCUGAUCAUGGAGAAGAUUGCAUGGAGAACGGGCUCCCCGCUCUUUGAGCUCCUAAAGCAGGAACACGAGGGUGGAGCAGCAGAACAGGUGGAGACACCGGCUAGUUUCAGCCAACCGCUGCAGCACAACCACACUGCCGCUGACUUGUAUCUGUCCCCAGUGCGCCCAGGCCAUCGUGUCCUGCCCCCUGAGUCCCCAGCUACGCCCAACUCUCAAGCAUCCCAGGUCCAGGCUGCCGGCCAAGCUCCACGCCUCCCAAAGUCAAACUCACUCAGCCUCUUUUAUAAGAAAUUGUACCGCCUGGCUUAUACGAGGCUGAAGCUGCUCUGCUCCUACCUGCUGUCCUCCCACCCUGACCUGGAGCCCAUAAUAUGGACGCUGUUCCAGCACACUCUGCAGCACGAGUACGAGCUCAUGAGAGACCGUCACCUUGACCAGUUAAUGAUGUCUGCCAUGUAUGCCAUAUGCAAAGUGAAGAGUGUUGAUCUGCGCUUCAAGUCCAUUGUGUCAGCAUACAAGAACAUGCCCAACACCAACCAAGAGACUUUUAAGCAUGUGCUGAUCACAGAGGGCCUGUAUGACUCCAUCAUCGUAUUCUACAAUCAAGUGUUCAUGCAAAAGUUAAAGAUCAACAUCCUCCAGUAUGCGUCUACCAGGCCACCAACACUGUCUCCAAUCCCACAAAUCCCAUGCAGCCCCUACAAGUUCUCUAAUUCACCCCUGCGUGUGCCUGGCAGUAACAAUGUGUACGUCUCUCCCAUGAAAAAUUCACGCAUGUCUCCGGGUAUCAUGACUCCUCGUUCCAGGAUGCUGGUAUCGAUUGGCGAAUCCUUUGGGAUGGGAAAUCGCUUCCAGAAGAUCAACCAGAUGGUCAGCAGCAGCGAGCGGUCCCACAAGAGAACUCUGGAUUUUGGCUCCAACCCAAAGCCACUGAAGAGGUUACGUUUCGAUGUGGACGGUCAGGACGAGGCUGAUGGCAGCAAAUCUGGAGGGGAAUCGACACUGAUACAGAAGCUUGCAGAGAUGAGUUCCACCCGCAGUCGCAUGCAGGAGCAGAAACUGAAAGAAGACGCAGAAUUGAAGGAGUAAAUUGAAAUCCUACUGGACUGACCUGCACUGCUUUCCACAUAUUGGACACUACUGUUGACACACAAAGUAAAACACAAAAUUCUCUGUAUAUUUAGUGAUGCCUUUUUUUUAGGUCGUAUUUAAAUUUGAGGAACAUAGAGGACUUUUUCCCUUUUGUGUUCAGUCUUUUUUAUUGACUAUGCUUUGAAUCUCACAUAUUAGAAAUGAAGUGUAUUUUAUUUUAAUCAACUUGUUGGUCUUAGAAGAAAUCCUUUUUUUCACUCUCAUCCAUUCACAACUCUCCAGUGUUUGGCUGGCCCAGAAAGUUUGUUUUCUGACAUUUCAAAUGUCUGGAUCAUGGUGCAACAUAACAUGUUUUAUGGUAUCAUGACUGCUUUCUGUAAAAAGGACUAGAAGACUCAAAGGGACAUCCAAGUGUCUUUUGAAUUAGUGUUUUUUUUAAGUCAUAUGUCACUGGCCAGAAUGCACAUAUUGUCACAGGAUCUGGUAGCAAGUAAAGUUUAUUUGUGGUGUUAUAGUUUUAUAGUGGCUUUUUAUUUCUUCAAUCUUUUGGGUGUUUAAAAAGAUAAUAGAAAAAACAGCUAUGUUUUGACAAGAAAUAUUUUUAUACACACAUUCUUUUCUACAAUUGAAUUUUUUGGAAAUAGGAGUAGGAAGAUUUUAUGAAAGGGAGAAAUACAUUAGUUUACAACUUUUACAGAAGAUCUAUGGAGGACUGAAAUUGAUAGAAUUAAAAAUAAAUGCAGUUAUAUAUACAUUUCUCCAUAAGCAAAUCAAUUUACCAAAAAAUGCGGCAACUAAACAACAGAAUGCAACAUAAGUUUACAUUUCCACUCUAAUUUCAACCUAUAAAAAGAAUUAAUAAGAUUGAAUGGGGAACAGAGUUAGUUAAGCAAAUGUGAAAACAUUCAAUAAAAUAAGUAAAAGUUGUAAAACAAAUAUCUUAAAUAAGUAUUGUAUACAGGGAAAAUUGAAUGAUUAAUACAGGCUUGAAAAAAUAGUGACAUGAGUUAUAAAGCAUGUGCUAAAGUGAAUAAAUGGACUUUAAAAAAAAAGAAGAAAUGUGUAUAAUUACAGGUGAAAAUUAGAUUAGAAAUAUAAAAUGAUACAGCUUUUUGUCAAUUAACUGGUGCUUUUUUAGCAUAUUGAUUUAUUUUCAUAUAUUUCUGCAUCUUUGAUAAUGUCCGCUUCAGUCCUCCAUAGUAUGUACACAUGGACUACAUUCAGUAAUAUGUAAAAUAAUGUUCCAUUACCAGAGUUUUUAAAUGUGUUGAUAAUGUAAGCUAUUCAAAUAGUUUUUUUUAAAUGUAGAAUUUUUUUUCCCCGAUUUUUUAUGUUUUUUGUGAAUUAGUUUCUUUGCUGAGAAAAUUGCAGUGUUGGUUUAAAGGGAAAAAAAGUAGUAGAUCUGUGCGUUUUUUGUAUGAUUGAAUAACUUUCAGUAAUGUAUUGCACUCGGAAUUGAAUCAAUUUUCUCCUUUUGUUUUAGAGAGAAAAAUAAAUUCUAUACGUAAUUUUUUUAAAUCUCAAACUAAAGGUUUAUAUUUUAGUGCGCAGGGUUUGUUGCCCAGUGCCUGCUAUGCUAAAACUCAUUUACUUCCAGCAGCAGCCUGUCGCCCCCCCCCCUAAAUGAGACUGCAUCUCAGAAAGGUGACUAAUAAACUCUUCACUGUGCUGGUACCUCGAUUUAAUCUUGAUGAUAGUCUGUUCCAACCGUGGUUAACAAUGAUUGAAAGUAAAUAAACAUUUCCACUUAAAGAGUGGAUUCAAUGCA